GUCGCGUCGCGCCAACAUGGCCGCGGUCCACUGAAAGCAGUUCUGCGCACCUCGAGCUCCUCUGCCCGACACAAGUCCUAGCGCUUCGCGGAUUUUCAGCAGAUUGACUUCCAUCGGGCAAAAGUGUAAAUCCGCCGAUUCAAGCUGGCGCCCUUCAAGCUCCGCUUCUCGAAGCUGUCCAAGUCGCGUAGCAGCGACAGCGGUGGCAGCAGCGGAAGUCGCAGCAACAGCGUCGAGGUGGAGGAGUCCGCAGUCUCCAAUUCGCGGGAGGUGGACCUCAGCCAACUGACUCUAGGCAGCUCUGAGAGCAUGGUGAGCAGAACCGAGUGCGGGCCCGACGCCAGCAGCGUCGUCAGCGUCAACACCGACUCCACUGUGCCUGCGUCGUCGCCACCUCCCUCUUACGAACGCGUACUCGAGGAAGUACGUGAAUUGCGGUCGAGGCUGCAGAGAUCCAUGACGGACGACGAGGAAGCGAUCGAGGAAAGUACAGACGAGGGCGAGCCGGUGCGCAAGGGCCCGCCAGCCAAAAAGCCCCCGGAGAUCGUCUACAAAUCGAGCAAGGAAUUCUAUCGGGUGAUCGCCAAGCAGAUGGGCAUCACUUGCAAAAUGAGCGACAACUGCAGGUGCCUCGACUGCCAGAGUCGCUACUUCGACUGCGGCUACGACAAGUAUCAGGACUACGAUUCCAAGUACAUCGAGCAAUCGGACGGUGGUCUGAGUGCCAGCACGCCAAUGUUCGUGUCGGAAGUCAUGAACGGCUCCUGUCAGCUGCUCUAAUGGAUUUCACAGCCGAGCAGUCGUCUGCGUAUUUAAACGUUGUCGUUUCUCCUCCUCGUCGUCGUCUCAUUGUACGUCCGAUCUCGGCCGCCUGCGAGUCGAGAUGAUUUUGCUGGACGGUUUGGAUGGAGAUGGCUGGAGAUGGAGAACGCGAGACCGCGCGCAAACAGGGAUCUUAUCGACCCUAAGGCGCUCUUGCCAAUUUUCUGCUCGGCAUAAUGAUAUGUAUUCGUGCGAGGAUACUUUUUACUGGUUCGAUCGUUGGCAUUUUCUCUUUCACUCGGACUCGGAUGAUAUUUUAUCGUUACAACUCGAUGGGAUUUUAUGCAGGUUAACGAAGCUACGAAUUGAAGCGAGCCCUCCGAUAUCUAUUAGAUUUCUCCGUACCAAUACUACCGACAUCGGAACCAGAAAAAUAAUCCUCGACGUUUCUAUUGGACUCUCACGAAACAGCGCGAGAUACACAAAAUAUUCUAAUGCUAUUUAUGUAAAACGUACUAUCACUGAUAAACUAUUUGUAAGCGCCGGUGCCUGCAUAAUUGGCACGUCUUUUUCACGUCAUUGUUACAUAUACUCUCAGACAAAUUGACGACAACAAAUUGGCUUUCUCAACAAAGUCAUUGGAAAGAGAUUAUUAUUUUUUAGCAUUUUCAAACGGUUGAACGAAAAGGGAAACCUCAACAGGAAACAUGAUCACGUCUUUCGAACAAUGUCAAAUACGAGUAUAUUUCAACAUUUUUCUUCGAAUUGUACUUAUACGGCAACCACAUCAAUCAAUUUUUCAAGUCUGCAAAGAAAAGGCUGAUCAUUUUCAAAGAAAAAAAAGUAUAAGUUGCAUUUUUGCACGAAUAUUGGUUGUUGCGACGGCAAGAGAAACACUAUCAGAGAACCGCAGACUGUGCUUCGAAUCAGUUAUUGGAUUCUUGCCGUCUCAAUCAGUUUCUUUCCAAGUAUAUGCAAUUUUUCUGAUAAACAAUUCUAAUAGACGUGCAAUUUUUAGUACCAAUUUUUUUCAGCUUCUGAGACUCGCGAAUAUCUUGCCGAAGUAACAGCCAUUCAUUGGGUAUUGUAUUUGAAAUAUUGUAGCGUAUAGUAGCUCAGUCGUGUGAAAAUUCAUACAAAAGUUAACAAUCAAAGUAUUUAAUCUACUACUACAUAGUGAGUCUAGUCAAAUUUUAAUACUUAUUUUAUUAGUCAAUUACAUCAAUACAAUUUAGAAAUUAAAGCUGAAGGGUUCCUUCUAUUGGAUAUUGCGGGAAAUUUGCAUUCAAGUUUAUUGGAAAUCGGAACGCGAAAUCCUCGUAUUUCAAACAAACGAAACGAAUAAAAGUAAAUUGAUGAUAAAGUCGAGAAUUGUCUUUGUAAUAUGAGAUAUCACCGGGAAUUCUCAUUUUACCGUUAUAUAUGUCUAAAAUAGUUGUUUAUUGUAAUAAGUUUUCAUGAAGUUGGCCUUUACUAUUUCGAAUGUUAGGUUGUAGUUGCGGCACUAAAUAAUGCCAUGGAUGUUACGUAUUUGUUAGUAAAUUUUCCCGCACUUAAUUAUUCACUGGUAAUUUGUCUAAACACGUCACAUAAAGAUUUAAUAAUUGGUUUGGGCUACUGGAUUUUUUUUUCACUUUUAUACUACAAUUGUGAAUAUACUAUGCUGAAUACGGAAUUAAUUUUAAUAUGUAAGUUAAUAUAUUAGAAAAAGGUUUUAAAUUGCACUUGUUGAUAGAAAAAAAAGAAAGAAUGCAAAAAAAUUACAAUAAAUCAACAAUAUCUCUCUCAUUACCGUAGAGAGCAAUUACUCUAUAACUGUAGGAAACAUAAUAGCCCAUACCUGCCGAUACACCUACUCCAAGAAUAAUAUUCCUGAACAUUUUUUUGAAUUAUUUUCGAAAAAUAACUGAAAAUAUGCAAUAGGGAAUAAUAUACCGAAAAUAAUCGGCAAGAGUACUGACAUUUAAUCAUUUUUUAUGGCUAUUCGAGGAACGAACCGAUGAGUACUCUUCAAUCGCCAUUAUUGCAUUUCGUGAGAUAAAUAAAUAUAACAAUCGCACUAAUCUUCACUACUAUCGUAGAGCAUGUUGUUUAUACACAAAAGUGUAAAUCUUGUAAGCUAUGACGCAUAACAGACUUGCUAAAAUACAUAUUUAAUUUUUUUUCUUUCAAGGAUGAAUCGCAAAUUGCAAACUAGUAGAAAUUAUUAUCUUGAACAAAAUUAAUUUAUUUGACAAAGGUAACGAAUAAAAAAUGAUUUCUCGAAGCAAUAAUAAAUCAUUUUUGAAUGUUUAAUAAAAUGCAAGAUUUAAGCGAGGUUACAUAAUUAAACUGUUGAAUAAAUCAAACAUAUCUUUUUUAAAACGACUGAUCAACAUAAAAUAAUUGACCUUGAUAUUAAUUGGCCACGCUAGACUUUACAUUGACGUGCUCGAAUUCCAUUACUAGUUUUGGCAUCAGACGGUUGUCCUUAUUAUCACGUCAGAAUGAACCUCCACUACACUAUUGUAAACUAUAUGCCCGUGGCAAAGAGUAAAAAUAGAAAUACGAAACGAAGAAACAUUGCAAAAAAGCCUCAUGAUAAACGAUGCCUAUAUAAUUUUUCUCAAAUGAUAGACAAACUUUGUGCUAAGAAAGCGAGUGUACUUGUUUAGAAUUUCCUAAACACGCCAACACAAAUGACUGUCUAGUUCGUAAGAAUAACCAACAAAUUCCAGUUGUUCUCUAGAUGACAUGGUGUAAUAAUUGAACCAGAAAAUAAUCCAUGUGCUCUACUACCGAUCCAUUAUGGAAACGCAACAGCAGCAAAAACUUUUCAGAUACGUACGAUCACUCGCAAAUAUUUUUUGAAAUGUGCAACUUGGAGCAAAUAAAAAGCAAUUUGCAGAACUUUGUAUUACAUAUAUUGAAUGGAUAAAGUAUUAUACAUAGACGACAGUAGGCUGUAUCGAUGUAUAUGAUGCAGAAUAAGCUCGGCAAGAGCGUUUGUUGUUUUAAUCCAAAUUAAAUGUAACCUGCACAAAUAAUUUCUUUCGUCAGAUAGAUAUAUGUUGCCCAGCCUAAGUACGAACAACAGAAAUAACUUUUCGUUAUUGGACAUUUCUGUUAUGUUUGCCUAUAAUCAGAUAUUAUGCAAGUAUUAUUGUUCUAUGGUAAUCGAAGUUUGUUGAAUAAUACAUAUAUUCUAAUGGUCAGCACCAAAUAAACA
This is a messenger RNA of Phymastichus coffea, 3970 nucleotides long. RefSeq lists its product as uncharacterized. The coding region runs from base 310 to 780 and encodes 156 amino acids. The transcript is spliced from 4 exons. Lineage: Eukaryota; Metazoa; Arthropoda; Insecta; Hymenoptera; Eulophidae. The record is from RefSeq and is a predicted model, not a curated record.